CUUUGGAUUGAACAGUCUCCUUUAUGGCUCCAGAGCGACCACGCUCACCACUUAAACACCGUCCGAUGAAACGAAAUACAACGGCUGUGAUUUCUUCUUCAUACUACCUUUGACUGAACAGUCGUAAAAUAAACGCGCCCUUUCUCGCCUUCUCAAACUUACACAAAACAAAAUAUCUCUCUCUCUCUUUCUCUCUCUGCAGCAGAAAAAUGCAAGAUCAAGCUACAAAUUCGCUGCCCUCGAGCAGCGAGAGAUCUUCGAGCUCCGCUCUUCAGAUGGAAAUGAAAGAAGGGCUCGAAAGCGACGACGAGAUAAGAAGAGUGCCGGAAAUCGGCAGCGAACAAGCCGGUCCGUCGACGUCCGGCCGGGAAGCCGGUUCGGUUGCUGGGACGGACCGGGCACAGGCCUCAACCGAACCGGGCCAAAGAAAGAGGGGGAGAACCCCAGCUGACAAGGAACACAAGCGCUUGAAAAGGCUGCUUAGGAACAGAGUCUCAGCUCAGCAAGCGAGGGAAAGAAAGAAGGCCUACUUAAAUGAGCUGGAGGUGAAGGUUAAGGACUUAGAGACCAAGAACUCUGAGCUUGAAGAGAGACUCUCCACGUUGCAAAAUGAGAACCAGAUGCUUAGACAUAUAUUGAAGAAUACUACAGUUAGUAGGAGAGGAGGAACUAGCAGUGCCAAUGAAGCGUCCAUGUGAAAAAGAGACCCCACCUGAGCUUUGUGUUAGAUGGAAAGAAUUUUGUGAAAAUUGUGUUAGAAAAUUGUAGCAAUCUGUCUCAAAAAAGGCAAGAAAAAAAAAUAUAUAUCUUAGGAUAAAUGGGUUUAUAUGGAAUGGUUCUUACAGAUAUUUGGUAUCUUUUUU
Magnolia sinica is the source of this 863-nucleotide messenger RNA. RefSeq names its product transcription factor HY5. Gene Ontology annotation, biological process: positive regulation of transcription by RNA polymerase II; red or far-red light signaling pathway; regulation of photomorphogenesis. The transcript has 4 exons. Gene Ontology annotation, molecular function: DNA-binding transcription factor activity, RNA polymerase II-specific. The record is from RefSeq and is a predicted model, not a curated record. Gene Ontology annotation, cellular component: nucleus. The coding region runs from base 210 to 698 and encodes 162 amino acids. NCBI's taxonomy places the organism in Eukaryota, Viridiplantae, Streptophyta, Magnoliopsida, Magnoliales, Magnoliaceae.